Messenger RNA from Punica granatum (pomegranate), 1208 nucleotides. NCBI's taxonomy places the organism in Eukaryota, Viridiplantae, Streptophyta, Magnoliopsida, Myrtales, Lythraceae. The record is from RefSeq and is a predicted model, not a curated record.
AUCUCUCUCCUCCUCUAUGCUCACCGGCGGUUGAUCGUUCUGUCUUCAUCUCUCCCGCGGCGCGGCGAUCUCCGAUCUGCAGCUCAACUCCUCCCGCCCCUUUCAGCCGCCGUGUCAUUUUCCCGGCUGAACUGAAACGGGUGAUGGUUUCAAUUUCAGGGUUCUGGCAAUUUUGUCGAAAAGUGAGCUGAUUGAUCUGCAAUUGCAUCCAUAUGUUCGGAGCAGGAGAAAAUGCUUUGGUAUUGUUCGAAUUUAGUGGGAAGACAAGACUGCUGCCUUUAUGCUAAAUCCCUUAAAGGGCUUCUGAGGGAGGUCAAGUUCUGGACUUGAAGUAGCUGAGGAAAGGGAAAAGUCCAUUGCUUUACAAUCAUGGCUCUGGGCAUGGCCCUUGGCGUUUGUAUCAUUGUUCCCGUCCUUCUGUUGAUCCGUGUCGCAUACGUCUUGUAUCGGAGCGGGAAGCCUGUCGGUGCAAAAUCUCCGAAAUCUUACAGCACUCUCGUAGUCUUAGGCUCAGGAGGUCACACCGCUGAGAUGAUCAAUCUCUUGUUGGUGCUUGAGAAACAUAGGUUUACACCGAGAUACUACAUUGCUGCUGCGACUGAUAACAUGAGUCUCCAGAAAGCUCGUUCGCUAGAGAACUCAUGGGCCGAUAAGGGUGGGGAUAAGAUAGCAAAAAUUGCAGCAGAGUAUAUGCAGAUAUAUCGAAGCAGAGAAGUCGGUCAAUCUUAUAUUACCUCUGUCUGGACAACUUUAGUUGCUCUUGCCCAUGCAUUAUGGUUGAUGCUAAGAAUCAGACCCCAAGUGAUCCUUUGCAAUGGCCCCGGAACUUGCAUUCCGCUUUGCAUGAUUGCUUUCUUAUUGAAGGUGCUGGGAAUCGGAUGGUCAUCUAUCUUUUACGUUGAGAGCAUUGCAAGAGUGAGGCGGCUCUCCUUAAGCGGCUUGAUUCUCUACAAGCUGCGUGUGGCCGAUAAGUUUUUCGUACAGUGGCCUCAGUUACAGCGCAAGUACCCACGGGCUGACUAUGUUGGUUGUCUCAUGUAAUUAAUUUUCUUUCUAAUAGAGGAAUGUGGAGGAUAAACACUCUAUCGUUCCUCCUAAUCCCUCAUACAAACAAACGGUAAAGGGACAAUAACAUUGAGAUACUUCCAUUGAAAUUCCUGCUACUGCGAGGAAAAAAAUUGAUCGCGCGAUCUUUAAUUUGCUAUUGA